UCUGAAUUAAAAAUAAAGGUUAGAAAAGUGCUCAGUGUGCUCGUAUGCGUUCGCCGCCAUGGAUCGUUCAUGAGCUCCGCGGUGCGUUCGGAUUGGCGGGAGAGUCAGGAGCGACAAGCAACAGCUAUGAAAUCGGACAUGAUCUCGCAGCAGGUGGAGCUGGCGCGGCGCAUGGCGGAGAGGCAGAUGGCGCUCCAGGUGGCGUCGUAAGGGAGCUGAUGCUAUGGUUCGUGCCCUUCGCCAUCACCUCGUACGCCUUCCUGUACCGGGGAUACCGCAAAACCAACAGCUGGGUCGUCAUGUUCCCGCUCAUCCCGGUCACCUUCGGCUUCGCGUACCAAGUGCACUACGCCUACGGCAACAAGACGGCGCAGAUACGAGCCUUGGCCGAAAAGAUCAUGGCAAACGAGGCACACAUGAUGGCGGUUCCCGAAUGGCAGUCUACAGCCCAGUUCCCACCAAAUCCUAGCGACCCAUCUCCGCCUCCGGCCCUGCAAGCACACGCAAGCAAUCAGACAGCUACGAGCGGUUCCUCUAUAAAGGAAACCGCUGACGUUAACGCAUUCCAUUAUCCUAAUACGAGAUCGGCGUAAUGUUCUUGUUUCUUGUCUUCUUUUCCUGGUCAAGACUGUUUCUUCGUGAAGUCUGUUACAUUCCAUAGUCAUUUUCAUUGUCUAUACACUAAACAAUACUUAUAAAUGGAGAGUGAGUGUGUGUGAGUGUGCGUGUGCGAAUGGAUAUGAAGUUCAAUAUUAGUCACGUUUCACAGACGACU
Penaeus vannamei (Pacific white shrimp) is the source of this 775-nucleotide messenger RNA. Lineage: Eukaryota; Metazoa; Arthropoda; Malacostraca; Decapoda; Penaeidae. The record is from RefSeq and is a predicted model, not a curated record.